AUGGAUGAAAAGAUUGCUUUGCGGUCCGUUGUGACCUCUCACAGAAAAGAACAAGACGUUCGGGGCACUACAGAUGAGGAACCCACGAGUCAUGAAGCCACAUCACCGACGGACAAGAAUAAUCCCAACAGCAGCAGUAGCAGCAGCGAUGAUAUGAUCAUUGACGAUGAUGAGGCUCGGAAAACCCUCGACUAUGAUGCGAACGAUUCGCCCUACCCAGAAGUCCGCGCAGUUGUGCCGGCUAAAGAUGAUCCAACCGCGCCUACGAAUACAGUGCGCAUGUGGGUGAUUGGUAUUUUGUUCACCAUUAUUGGAAGUCUUUUAAAUCAACUGUUCAGCCUGCGCCGACCAAGUCUGACUAUUUCUGCAUUUGUCGGCCAAUUGCUCGCGUACCCUGUGGGUGUCGCGUGGGCUCGCGUGAUGCCCAUCGGUAUUCUGAAUCCGGAUCGCCAUUUCAACCUCAAAGAGCAUGCUCUCAUCACAAUCAUGGCCAAUGUCUCCUUCGGAUCCGCUUCCGCAACCCAAGUUAUUCAAGCAAUGGUCAAAUUUUACAACCUCGGGAACAACCCCGGAUUCGGUGUGUUGUUCACGAUUGCGACUCAAUUGUUCGGUUUCGGUCUUGCAGGUUUGUUUCAGCGGUGGCUCGUUCAACCAGCCGCCAUGAUAUGGCCUAGUGUGCUAUCAAACUCCGCACUCUUGAUGGCGCUUCAUUCUAGGACUAACGCUCUUGCGGAUGGCUGGACUAUAUCUCGUCGGAAAUUCUUCCUUAUUGUAUUUUCCGCUGGAUUUGCCUGGUACUUCCUCCCAGGAUUUUUGUUCAAGGCCUUGAGUUAUUUCAGUUUUAUCUGCUGGAUUGUUCCCCAUAACGUCGUGGUCAACCAGCUCUUUGGGCAGGUGAGCGGGUUGGGAAUGUCCGUUUUGACGUUCGAUUGGGCCCAGGUUGUAUAUGCAAACCCAAACCCCCUGUUGACUCCUUUCUGGGCUGGUGUCAACGUCAUAUUUGGGUUUGUCUUCUUUUACUGGCUUAUUUGUCCUAUUCUCUACUACACCAACACGUGGUAUUCCGCAUACAUGCCUAUGAUGAGCUCCAACACAUUCGACAACACCGGAAAACCAUACAACACAACCAGAAUCAUGAACCGGGACGCGACGGUCAAUGUUGCGGAAUACGAAAGCUAUUCACCCAUGUUCCUCCCUGCAGGUUAUGCUUUGACUUAUGGUAUCGCCUUUGCCAACUUGACUGGAAUUUUUGUUCAUAUCGCCCUCUAUCAUGGCAAGGAAAUAUGGACUAUCUGGAAAGGAAACAGCAAGAAGGAUAUACAUGCGCGUAUCAAUGAAGGUUAUCGACAGGUCCCAUGGUGGUGGUUCGCUUCCAUCACACUGCUAAUGUGGGUCCUGAGUAUCGUUGUCAACGAAGUGUGGCAUACCGGUUUGCCCGUUUGGGCUGUUAUUUUGGGCUUUCUGUUGCCGCUUGUCUAUUUCUUGCCGAUUGGAAUCAUCAAGGCGUUGACGAAUGUCAGCACCAAUGAAAUCAACCUAAUUACGGAGUUUAUUGGAGGAUAUGCCUUCUUGGGCACGCCUAUUGCUAACAUGUCAUUCAAGUUCUUGGGUUAUGCCGGUGUUGCGCAAGGAUUAGAGUUUAUCGCCGACCAAAAACUCGGCCACUAUUUUCACAUCCCUCCUCGAACAGUCUUUUGGGCCCAAGGAAUUGCCACGCUAGUUGGAGCCCUAGUCCAAUCCGGCCUAACAAUCGGCCUCCUCGAGGGCGUCGACGACAUCUGCACCUCCCAACAGUCCGGCGGAUACAGCUGUCCCCACGGAACCGUCACCUACUCCUCAUCUCUUAUCUGGGGCGCCUUAGGACCCGGCCGUAACUUCUCUCCCGGCCAGAUCUAUGGAAACCUGCUCUGGUUUUUCCUCGUCGGCCCCCUGGUUGUUCUUUUGACGUGGGCUUUGGGGCGGAAAUGGAAAAUUUUCAACUACAUUGCUUGGCCUGUGGUGUUUGGUGGUAUGAGUCUUGUGCCGCCGGCGACGGGCAUUAACUUCUCGUCAUGGUUUGCUUUUAAUGCCAUUUUCAACGGAAUCAUCAAGCGGAGAAGAGGAGCUUGGUGGUCUAAAUAUAACUACAUUCUCGCAUCAGCACUCGACUGCGGUGUCGCAGUCUCAACAGUCAUCAUCUUUCUCUGCAUCAUCCUGCCUGGCGCAAAUCUUGAAUGGUGGGGAAACACUGUCUACGCGAAGACCGCCGAUGGACUUGGCACGCCUUGGAAACGAGUGUCGUCAGGUCAAACUUUUGGGCCGUCGACGUGGCAUUGA
This is a messenger RNA of Talaromyces marneffei, 2316 nucleotides long. RefSeq lists its product as uncharacterized. Bases 1 to 2316 code for a protein of 771 amino acids. The record is from RefSeq and is a predicted model, not a curated record. Gene Ontology annotation, biological process: transmembrane transport. Lineage: Eukaryota; Fungi; Ascomycota; Eurotiomycetes; Eurotiales; Trichocomaceae. Gene Ontology annotation, molecular function: oligopeptide transmembrane transporter activity. The transcript is spliced from 5 exons.